Messenger RNA from Marchantia polymorpha subsp. ruderalis, 2888 nucleotides. NCBI's taxonomy places the organism in Eukaryota, Viridiplantae, Streptophyta, Marchantiopsida, Marchantiales, Marchantiaceae. The record is from the annotation of a GenBank genome assembly.
GCCGUAGAACGAGUAGUCUGCAUGAGCAUUGAGCUGCAUUCACAGCCUAGACCUGCAGCUGCACUCGCACCGGACAGACAGACAUGUAGACAGAUGCGAUGCCCGAGCGUAGCACGGAAAUCCAAUCUGAUCUAUGGCCUACAGAGAAACGCUUGUCGACUUGUCGAAAGUUCUUGCGCAGAGUUAAAGUGGAGCGCAUCUUCAGGUCCCCAUAUCAUCCCCCAUACUACUGGUGGACCCUCGCCCUCCUGCCCGCAGCAGCAACUCCACCUCCAGCUCGUUCUCUGAUAUAUGAAGGCCUGCGCAGAUGGCGGUGCCUUGAGUGCAAGUCCGAGGCCGAGUGUGAGUGUGCGUGCACUGAUCAUGAUCAGCGUCACAUGGGCCUUUCUCGACUCAGAUCUUCCGACUAUACUCCUUACUACCAACACCACACCACACUAGUUACAACUUGUCUCAUAAUCUGAUUCGUCUCCCUCGUGAAUCCUCUGAGUUUCUGCUGCGUUUCUGACUCGACCGACCCUCAGUUCUGGAGUUUCAAAGCAUCGACGCAGAAUGGCGCACCUUCUUUCGUGGGCUCAAGGCAUCGUGCCGAAUCCGAGGUCGCCAGGGGUGCAUCACGACAAUGUCCAUUGCCAGGGCUCCUUCAAAUCAGUUCCCACCUGGGCUGGUAGAGCAACCGUGCUCUACCAGCCCAAAUCUGGUGACAGUUGUUCCAAUAGCCUGUUGAGAAAUUCGAGAGCAAUACGGUUCUCGGCUACAAGCAGACCUGACAGUCAAGGACGGACAGAUGCAACGAGUGUCGAGCCUGUGGAAACAACAGAAGGCAGAAUAGCAAAGCUGCUUGCUGCCAAUGAGAGGCUGCUCGCCCGAAUCGCAGACUUGGAGAAAGUCGUGAAUGAAGUCAGGGCAGAAAACGCAGGCUACAUAGAGGACAAAGCUUCAGCAACUCCAGUAGCCAGCUCGAGCCAAGCACCGAACGCGUUCAAGUCUCCUGAACCAGGGAUUAGUCUGGAGUCGGAUUCGGGCACAGGUGCUGUCACGGUCGAGAACAGUUCAUUGUCACAACAGCCCCUUCCUGCAGCUCAAGAGGCAACGCUAAUUCUGUCGCAGUUGGCGAAUAUCAGGUGGCCCUCUCCGAAUGAUGAAGUUCCUUUUUGGAUGAGGAAAUCUAACGUGCAUGAUCACGUCACUAGUUUUAUUGAUAACUCGGGAGCAGGGAGGAAGAUCGAACCAGAUAAGAACCCUUUAUACAUAGUCCAUGUAACAGCUGAACUGGCACCUGUGGCCAAAGUGGGCGGGUUAGGCGAUGUGGUGACGGGGCUGGGACGAACAUGUAUGGAGAGAGGACACAAGGUGCUUGUUAUGCUUCCCUUCUAUGAAAGUAUUGAUACGACACAAGUGGAAGGCCUAGCUGAAGCAGAAACUUUUUCAUCCUUUCAUAAGGGAUCCUGGCUGCCUGUAAAAUCGUUUCAUGGGAAAGUGGCUGGAGUUCCAGUACUGCUGAUACGUACAGACAAUAAUCUUUUUAAAGGAAGUCAGAUAUACGGUGGAGAUUAUGAUGAAAUGGAGGCCUAUUUAUUCUUCAGUCGCGCUUGUCUUGAGAGAAUGCAGGUCACUGGCGAUCAACCUGAUGUUAUUCAUAUACAUGAAUGGCAUACUGGUGUACUGGCAAUGCUAUACUGGGACAUGUAUAACCAUUUAUCUUUAAAGAAACCACGUAUUGUCCUUACUAUUCACAACAUGGAGCACUAUGGCGAGUGCAGGGUGGAGCAGCUCAACAUGUGUGGUCUAGACGGUUCAGCCUAUGGUACCAUUGAUAGGGCAAUAGAUGAGCGGACUAUUGGACACAACCCCGAAAGGCUGAGUUUGCUUAAGGGUGGAAUUGUCUACAGCAAUGCUGUUACAACUGUUUCCCCUACGUAUGCCAAUGAAACACUUUGCUCGGGAUGGCUGGCCAACACUCUCUUGAGGAAUCGAUCGAAGUACUUCGGAAUAUUGAAUGGGAUUGACACUACAGUGUGGGAUCCUGCCAGUGAUCCCUGUCUGCCAAUGCAAUACAAUGCCCGGAAGAUUUUUGGCAAGCUAGUCUGCAAACAAUACGUCCAGCGUGGAUUGGGUUUGGAGGCUGAUGAUCUGGUUGGAGAUGGUAUCCAGCUAGUCAGGCGAAAACAGACUCCACUUGUCAUAUGCAUCACGAGAUUAGUUGCACAGAAAGGCAUCCAUCUCAUACGCCACGCGAUCAAUCAGAUAGGUGAAAGAGGAGGUCAAUUUGUAUUGCUUGGAACUGCGCCUGAUCCCCGAGUGCAAGCUGAAUUCGAGCAGAUGAGUCAGAAGCUUCAAACCAGCAAGAACAUCCGGCUUCUUACUUUCUACAGUGAGGAUCUAGCACAUAAGCUUUAUGCAGCGGGUGACAUCGUGCUUGUGCCUUCCAUGUUCGAACCUUGCGGACUCACUCAGAUGAUUGGAAUGCGAUACGGAGCGAUUCCCGUCGUUAGGAGAACCGGUGGAUUGGCUGAUACGGUCUUCGACAUUGAUGACCCUAAAAAUAAAAAUCGAGGAAAUGGCUUCGUCUUUGAUGGAAUUUCUGAAGAUUCUCUGGACAGCGCUCUCAACCGUGCCCUCACUUAUCAUCAGGAACGUCGAGAGUGGUGGCAAGAUUUGACAGCCCGUGUUAUGGAGUUGGACCAUAGCUGGAAUAAGUCUGCUGCGGAGUACUUGAACCUGUACAACAAUGUACGCGUGGGUUGAAGUCUUCGAUACAGUGAUCGAACACUUCACCUCCGUUAUGGUGGGAGAGCUGGAGAAAUUUUCUCAUUUAGAACUGAUUGAUUCUGGAAUCACAGGAUGUACUUCAUUUUAUUACAUGUCAUCGAAUCAUCCUUUCUCAU